AUGGCUCAGCAAUCGCGCCAGCAAGGCCCUGCGCGCGAAGUGGAAAGCGCUAACGCCAGAAGAGAGAGAGAGAGCUUCUUGCAGAGCACUGCUGACGACACGUUCCCUCUGGAAGAAGCGCCCAACGGGGUACUAGACGAGCGCCAAGAUGGCGCUCGUUACCCACAUCGAGCCCGCGCUGCUAUCACUUCGACUGACUCGCGCGUUGGUAGAACCUGCGACGCCCCAGUUCAAGCGCCCGAGUCGGCGGCCGACCAGGCUCUGGCCAAGCUUCUACGACAGCGCAAUCAGCUCUGUGGCUCUGUGGCGCGAGCCGCGAUGUCGGCAGAGCUGGCUGCUAUGGCGAUGGCUGUUCGGAAGCGUGAUGCCGAUGGUGUUGCUGAGUCUGCUGCCGCGGUUAUUGUGUGCUUGGGUGCGCAAGUGGCUGGCAGCUUCUCGGCAGGAGCACGAGACAAAUUACUCGUGCUGAUGCGGGAUACGGCGGCUCAUGUAUCUGCCACGAGAUCGUAUAAUUUGUUGCAUAGUGACUCUGAAGCGAUGGAAGCUCGUGAAAUGACGCGAGACUCGGCUCGAGAGGCCGUGGCAACGUUGCGCGACUUUACAACCGACAACAGCGGCGUCAACCCAAGAUUUAAGGAGGCUGUGGACAACCAAAUGCCGUUCAAUCCCCGAUAUGCUAGGUAUUUGGGACCCCUUGCUUGGCAGAGCCAGCUUGACUCCGGUGGCAACGCUGUGCCGGUAAAUGGAUCGGAUUCUUCCUGUACUGGUGAUUUGGGAGCAGAACCUGAGCUGGAUGAAGAAGCUGCCUCCUCGCUGCAUUCUGCAUAUGAACCAGACCUGCCGGUCCCGGUCCCUAAUUCUGACGGAGCGAUAGCUGAUCCCGCCCUCUCGAUGGCCGUCAUGAGCGACAAGACCGCUAAUACUACGCCAUCUUCGGCGCAUGUGAACUCAUCGCCUCGCCCUCAACUUCCUCGCAGCGGCCCAAGCUCAAAAAAGCGAACCUGUGACUACGUGUCCUCUACUGCUCAUGCGACCGGUAUCCUUCGGGUCGAAGGAAAUAUCGUGGCUUCAGUCAAGAAAAAGCCGAGGGCUUGUGUACAUCCGCACACUAUUACUUCGGAUGAAGUCCGUCAGCUAGGUUAA
Molecule: messenger RNA, 1143 nt
Organism: Phytophthora sojae
Lineage: Eukaryota; Oomycota; Peronosporomycetes; Peronosporales; Peronosporaceae
Exons: 1
Coding region: 1-1143 (380 amino acids)
Source: RefSeq, a predicted model, not a curated record